Molecule: messenger RNA, 759 nt
Organism: Thalassophryne amazonica
Lineage: Eukaryota; Metazoa; Chordata; Actinopteri; Batrachoidiformes; Batrachoididae
Product: protein lin-7 homolog B-like
Exons: 4
Coding region: 1-507 (168 amino acids)
Biological process (GO): neurotransmitter secretion; maintenance of epithelial cell apical/basal polarity; protein localization to basolateral plasma membrane
Cellular component (GO): synapse; cell-cell junction; basolateral plasma membrane
Molecular function (GO): L27 domain binding
Source: RefSeq, a predicted model, not a curated record
AUGGAGAAAGAACCGUUUAUCAUGGAACAGUCCUUAAGUUGUUCCUCGGUAAACAAUAUUUCACACUACUUUUCUAACUGUCUGGCUGAAUGUGAUUUUCUCUUUGGGAAGGCUACAGUGGCGGCCUUUGCAGCCAGUGAGGGCCACGCCCACCCGCGGGUAGUGGAGCUUCCAAAGACAGAAGAGGGGUUGGGCUUCAACAUCAUGGGUGGCAAAGAACAGAACUCUCCCAUCUACAUCUCCAGAGUGAUUCCUGGGGGCGUGGCUGACCGGCAGGGAGGGCUGAAAAGAGGAGACCAGCUGCUGUCUGUCAAUGGCGUGAGUGUUGAGGGAGAGCACCACGAAAAGGCCGUGGAGCUACUGAAAGCUGCUCAGAGUUCAGUCAAACUGGUGGUUCGAUACACUCCCAAGGUCCUGGAAGAAAUGGAGGCUCGAUUUGAAAAGAUGAGGAUUGCCAGAAGACGGCACCAGCACACCAGCUACACAUCCCUGGAGACCAGGGGGUAGCUGACCUAACCUGCUGUCUUCUCUAGUUGGAGGCGAGACCUUAAAGAAGAAGGACCAUACCAAAGUAGUUGACCAACAGCUGUUACAUGAACAUCUUACUGCAGGAAGGUACUGUAGAGCAGAUUCUGAUUUUCUUCCUUCCUCUCCCAGUACUCUGAAUCUUGUUCCACUAUGCCCCUGUAACAUUUAUUAGCUUACAGAAGGAUAACAGAUGAGAUACAAUGUAUUGAACUUGCUGUUUCUCAUUUUUAU